Molecule: messenger RNA, 677 nt
Organism: Aplosporella prunicola CBS 121167
Lineage: Eukaryota; Fungi; Ascomycota; Dothideomycetes; Botryosphaeriales; Aplosporellaceae
Exons: 4
Coding region: 146-463 (105 amino acids)
Source: RefSeq, a predicted model, not a curated record
GCAAGCGACCUUCAUAUCUUCCCUUCUGUCCACGAAUUGUAAUCUUCAUUUACUCAACUCUGAAUCCUUCACGCUUCACGAUCGCACACAUUCUACGACAUCUAUCUACCUCUCUACCUCGACAUACACAACUUAGAACACUAUCAUGUCUGCCCUCAGGAACUUCACCCGCGUCGCGCGCCCCGCCGUCUUCUCUGCGCAGCGUAGGGGCUUCCAGGCUUCGGCACUGAGGCCCGUCGGCAAGGAGUCUGCUCUGCACCACGACGCUCGUGGCGAGGAGGCUGAGGCACACAAGCAGGAUCAGCUGAAGAAGCAGAAGCAGGGCAAGGGCCACUGGAAGGACGAGCUUGCGUCCGACAGCGAGUCGAUUGUCAAGGCAGACCGCGGCGAGGUCGAGGCGUCGGAAUCGACGAUCAAGGAGCUGCAGAAGGAGACUGAGAAGCUCGCCCGGAAGAAGGAUUAAGCACAUCAUCCUCGAUGGUCCGACGUGCUAGUUCUCAAAAUUAUUAGCGAGUCCUUUUCUUUGUUGCUUUGAGCAUCAUGACGGCAGGAAAAUAUCGUGGACUUUGGAGAUGUACUUUCACUUUCUCGCAUCUGCAAGGCAGUAUGCUGUAAAGUUCAUUGGAGUUUGUGUAACUGAGAAUGGGUAAAUCCAAUACCUCCUUCCUCUCUCGUCA